UUGCAACAUGACUAUGAAAACAAGCUGGCAGCACUGCUACUACAGUUGUAAAUCAGCUGUGCCGUCUCAGUCUCGGCUGGUGCUAAAAAAGUUGGUUAGUUUUUGUUUGCAUUUGGCGCGCAAUGAUUAAUACGGCGAAAUAUUUUGCUUUGCUGGAGAAUUUAAGCUUAGAGCAUGCAUUGGCGAAUGAAAAUAAGAAGGAAAACACGACACAGGCAACGUCGCAGUGUCUCAGUGAGAAUUUGAGGCACUUGGAGACAUAUGUUAAAAUUGAUGUCCCACACCAAUUGGAGGAAUUGUGCAUCGCACUGGAAUUAACAGAGGAAUGGGCUGCAACAGUAGACAUUGAGAAUACUACAAAUUGUUAUAUAGUUCGACUGCUGCACGUGCUGCACACGCUGAACAGCAACAUAAAUUUCCACAGUGAUGCCAAAGAGGAUCUAAUAUCGGUGGCGCAUCUAAAACUCUGCAUCCAGGCGACACAGGAGUUGUCCUAUUAUGCGCUGCGCUCCCAGUUGCACCAUGAUUUCUAUAAAUCACCCGUAUUCAAGGAGGCACAGUGCAACAGGGAUCCUUCGAGCCAAUCCCAAUCCCUGUUGUUGCUAAGUAUUCAGUUCUUCAUUCGUUUUCUGCCCGUUCGUCAGUUGCAUAUAGCUAAUGCCAUGGAGCUGGUGCAGCGGGAUCUUCUGGCAGCUAUAAUGAGUCUGCGUAUACAGCAGCCGCCGUCGGAGCAACUUGCUCAGCUGGACGCCGCGAUUACAUAUUUGUGGGAUAACGAAUCAAAAGCGGAUUUCUUUCGUCAUGUGCUGCUGCUCAAGGCGACUCCGAAUCUGUGUGUUCCGCUGGCCAAGGAAUUGCACCAGCAGCUGUUGUCCAAAUUAUCCUCGCCACACGGAUUUUCUAGCCUGGUAGCUGCUCUACAAGCUGCUGCUCAAGAUUUGGACCCCACACGCAGCUCGGAGAUUGUGGCCAACAUUGUGGCUCAACGUGGAUACUCGGCGAGGUUGCAGCAGCGUUUGAUCGGCCAAAUCUUUGACUUCUGUCGCCUGCAAUUGCCGGACGUAAACAGCUUGAUUUGUGGUGUGCUGAGCCUGCGACGUCUUUACGAGUUGAAUGAAUCCAAUCGCCAGAAUAUCCAACAGAUACUAGCUUUCAAUUGGCAGCCACUGACGGAACCAAGUGACUUGAUCAAUGGUCUCAUCAUCUGGGAGCAGGAGGAGCUAAGCGAACGGAUUCGUCUCUGGCAGCAACUCUUCUGCAGCUCCAGCGUGGCGUGCCUGCCCAGCUGUGUGCUGGUUUCGUACUUGCCACUACUAUUGCAACUGUAUCAGCAGUUGCCUGAAGCUCUUCCGGAGCGGCAAUCAUUGGCAGCCCUUAUCUCCCGUUGCCUAGACAACCGAGAAACUCUUGAGGAGCUGCCGGAAUUGUUGCGACGUCUCUUUAGCUGGCAAGUGGAUGGAAAUCCUCCUUGGAAAUCGCUACAUCAACGCAUCUUCAUCGAUGUCCACACGAAUCUGUUAACAGUCAAGGUGACAAAUGCAGAUCGGGAGCUUGCUUCAAGUCGCGCACUGUCCUUAUUGCUGAUGUCCGGCAACAAUCAUACGCUCACCUGCAAAGUGUUUCUCUCCUUGCUCCGUUUUAUGGUGCAAGAGUUGUCGGAACCAACAAUUGUCCAAAAAUCAGCCACUGAUUUGUUGUCCACGGAAACGGAGCUGGCGGAGUUUCUACAUGGAAAGUAUCAACUGAAGCUGGAGCUGCUUGUGGCGCUGGAUCAGCUGGUGUGGCAUGAGCCGCUCAAGGCGCAACUGGCGGAGACGAACAGCAAACAGUUUAUACAACUGGUAACAGAGCUAUUGGAACAACGUCUGGCUGGGAAUCUGGAGGCAGUCGAUCAGACGCUGGUUGUCAUCCUGAUGCUGCUACAGGAGAUUCUGGAGCGCAGCGAGCACUUGCAGCUGGCGGAGAGCACGCGUCGCCUGGAACAACCACUGCAACAAUUGGCAUCGCAAUCAGUUAAUCAAUUGGUCAAGAAUGCGACGAUCCCGUUGCUAAGUCUGCUCAGUGGCAAGGCGAAUCCUGGCCAGCCAACGGGAAGAGCAUUUCAAACGGCACGUGAGCUGAUUGAGCAGCGACAACCACAUCUCCAGGUGUAUGGCAUUCAGAUGAUGUUGGAGGCGCUGCGUAACAAGGAUCCCGCAUUCACAUCUCAAUGUCACCGCAUCCUGGCACUGGCAUUGAGCACACUGAAGAGCAAGGAGUCCUACACGUUUCUCAACUGUGUGCGCCUGUUUGUCCAGCUGGUGCACAUCAUGGAGUCCGAGGUGCUGGACAUGCUCGGCGAUGAGUAUCUGUCGGAGACAGCGGAGCUCGACUAUCGCCUCGUUGUGGGCGAGGCUAUUCUGAAGGCAGCUCAGGAGAUAGGUCCAUUAUGCUAUCGCUAUAAGGGAGUUCUCUUCAAUUGCUUCCUACACGGCGCUCGUUCACCUCUGGACGAGUUUCGCACCUCGGCGUUUGCCAACCUGUCGCAGUUGUGCCGUCUGUUGGCGUACCAGGUGCACAGCUUCUUUCAGGAACUGCUGCAGCUCAUCGAUGCCGAGCUGAGCACUGGUCGCUAUCUGCCUGCCAAACGAGGAGCCUUGCUUGUGCUCGCCGAGCUAUUGGCCGGCAUGGAAAGCCUGUUGGACUACCAAGAGAUGCUGCUGCCCAUUUAUCGACUGCUCCGCGCAAUCGAAGCAGCCGAAUCCUGUGAUUGUCAAAUGCGUCAGCAUGCUGCCAACGGUCUGAAAACGCUGAAUGAAAAGUGUCGACAACUCUUGAGUACCGAACCCGUGGAGCAACUGCAGCAUGAGAUUAAAGUGCUGGGCAUUAAGGAACCAGUUGCCACCAAGAAGCGACACAUUCUUGAACUAAACUGAGAAAGUACAAAGCUUAACAAAUAUACAUAAUUUUAUAUUAAA
Messenger RNA from Drosophila innubila, 2957 nucleotides. RefSeq names its product transport and Golgi organization protein 6 (gene Tango6). The coding region runs from base 123 to 2915 and encodes 930 amino acids. The record is from RefSeq and is a predicted model, not a curated record. The transcript has 3 exons. NCBI's taxonomy places the organism in Eukaryota, Metazoa, Arthropoda, Insecta, Diptera, Drosophilidae. Gene Ontology annotation, biological process: protein secretion.